Molecule: messenger RNA, 723 nt
Organism: Stereum hirsutum FP-91666 SS1
Lineage: Eukaryota; Fungi; Basidiomycota; Agaricomycetes; Russulales; Stereaceae
Exons: 4
Coding region: 1-723 (240 amino acids)
Source: RefSeq, a predicted model, not a curated record
AUGGCCACUACUGUUGGCUCCAGUAUCGGCACGAAGACCACCUUUUCAUCAGAAGAGAAACAGGAGAGAAAUGAGGAGCGUAUCCGGCAUUUGAAAGGCCAAUCGCGGACGCGCAAGGUCUGUCAUUGGUGCGAGAAGAAGCAGGAGCCAGGCAUAAAACCCUUUCAGGCUUGUGCGAAGUGUAAGGAGGUUAUAUAUUGUGCUCCCUGUAAAGGCAGUGUCGAAGGAAGGAAGCAGAUGGAGGGAAACCCAGAACUAAUCCAGCGAGUCGGUGUUUUCAGGAAAUGGCACAACACCAAUAACGACUUGCUUCGCUGCGCUUUCAUCUGCGCUUUGAAUCUUGGUCAUAAUCCCACCGCUGCAACGACGCACGCCUUGAUCAUCUCUGUAUCCCUCAAACCUGACCAUGCCAGUCAGCCUCCGGGUGCCAAAUACACUAUUAUAAAUGGCUGUACGCUGACUGACGCUGAAUUGCGGAAGCGGCUGAGCGGAAAAGGGGUUUCGGGAGACGAGCAAGUGGAUGCCAUGGAGCUGAGUGCGGCCUUUCUGCGGAAGAAGGGAGGUCUCGGAUUGGCGAGGUUUGUGUUGAUGGAGAGGGAGAUGAAACUGAUAGAUUUCGUGUCCAUAGUAUUACCAGAUCAGAAGACUGCAAAGUUAAUUCAGGAGAAGCAUAAUUGGCGGGACGAUUGGGUAAGCAUAUUCUCAAUCAUACCUUGCAUUUAA